Molecule: messenger RNA, 336 nt
Organism: Loa loa (African eye worm)
Lineage: Eukaryota; Metazoa; Nematoda; Chromadorea; Rhabditida; Onchocercidae
Exons: 1
Source: RefSeq, a predicted model, not a curated record
CGACGCCAGCCAACUCCGCCACCAUCUCGCGAACAAAUAGAAGCGUUCCAUCAAUUUCUGGAGGAACAACGAGAUCUGGAACGGGAAGUAGAAAAUCGAAACCAGUUCGCGCUCCACCUCCUUGAACAACAACAGCAACAACAAGCGGAGUUGCACCAAUAUUUAGAGGAGGAAGAACCAGUACCGGCACUGGUUGACACUCCGGUCAGCCGGGAGGAGGUGGAGGAGAUGGAGGAGAUGGCGGAGUUACGGCAGAUACCGUACGAUGAAAAUGAAGCAGAUUUUAAUGGGGACACCAGGAGCGUCGGCAGGAAGUUCAGAACACGACGAAGUUGA